UGUUUAAAGGUCUGAACUCCCCAGGGAGGUAGGGUGGCAGAGGCAGCAGGUGAAUGUAGAUGUGAUGAUCAUAUCACCGAGGAGUCCGAGCAUCACCCACCGCCUGUCAUCCCCGGGACUUCCAUCUCAGGUUUCAUCAACUCCCUUUUCCUAGAAGACCAUGCCAGUCCUUUCUUCUCACCACCAGUCCUUAACGCUUAUGGAGAAGGACAAUUGUCGAGAAGAUGACAGUUUAACCAACCUUCAGUGGCUCCAAGACUUCUCCAUCCGGAGUUCAGACUUGUCGUCCAUUGCCACUUCACAUCCUCCUCACACAAACCAGGGUCCAUGUAGCCCCACAGCUGGGGAUAUAGCCUCCUGCCAGUCUCCUCGUAAUGGCAAACAAAGAGCUACCCUGGGAAGCAACGCCUGGCCUUCUUUACCUACGUCUGCCCCCAAUCCUAUCCAGGACGUGGAUUACAGAACCAAUCCUCAUGUGAAACCGCCAUAUUCUUACGCUAGCCUCAUCUGUAUGGCCAUGGAGGCAAGCCAGCAGAGGAAACUGACCCUGUCUGCCAUUUACAACUGGAUCACCCAGAACUUCUGCUACUACAGGCACGCCGACCCAAGCUGGCAGAACUCCAUCCGUCACAACUUGUCCCUGAAUAAAUGCUUCAUGAAGGUCCCUCGUGGAAAAGAUGAACCUGGAAAGGGUGGAUUUUGGCAGAUGGACCCCCGUUAUGCAGAUAUGUUUGUAAAUGGAGUCCUGAAGAGGAGAAGAAUGCCAGCUUCUCACCUUGAACCUCCGAGGUGCAACAAGGUGACGCUCCACCAUCCCUACCAAACAUCUUCUCGAGCGAAUAACCACCAAACCCAGCGUUCCUCCUGCGGAUACAAGCAGCCUCGGAGACAAGAAAAAGCCAAUCCUGUUCUUCCAGCUCUGAGAGUCCCUGAAAGACACGGAGACCACCUCUUUCCUCCUGAAGAUCAUCUGAAUGGCAGCAACUUUGAUGAUCUCGAUCUGCAGACCGCCUUAAUAUCCUUGUGGUGGGAGGGAGAUAUGGGCUCUUCUGGUCCCAAUGCCUCAGUGGUGACCAACCCUGGACUAGAAUUGGCCCAGCAAGACCCUGCCAUAGUGGAUAACCAAUGGUUUAUGCUUCCUGAACAGCACCCAACUUGGCAAGAGUUGAAGGAAGAACCUGUGGCAGAGCAGUGGUACAGUGAAAAUGGCUAUGCUGAAGAUGUUUUGUACGAAUGUCCACCUUGGGAACGGGCAGAGACAUUGUUAUGACCUUUUACAAUGACUAAGGUUCUUCAGUUAUUACCAGAAAUAUAGCUGAACAGCCCUUUAAAAUGACUAAAAUAAAGAUGGAAGUGGACCUGAGGUAUUAUUCAGAGACUUUGCCAUGCUGAUCUACAGUUAGUCAAGGUUUUUUUUUUUUGUGGGAUUUUGCAUUGUAGAUAGGUCCCAGUCUUAAGAAUGACUUAAAGAGACUUGUAAUGAUAGAAAAAGAGGGCAAGAAGGACUGAGACCUCUAUUUCGCCUAUUCCUGGUGCAGCGUGCCUGAUGCCACACUAAGGCCACCAAGCUUCUAUAGAUGUUGAGGCAUCUCACCUAGAAGACAUAUGAUUUUUAACUCAUGGACCAGCUUGACAUGCUGAAGUUACAAGCAGCUAUGGACAGUGGAUAGUCACAGCCAUUUAACACAUCCGCUAUGUCGCGGAAAUAUAUUUUUUCUAUAAAAUAACAGACUUAUGACAAAAAAUGUGGGUGAUGAGAGUUUUCGGUAAACUGAAGUAUCUAUGCAGUUAACAUUAUAUGAAGAAUAUAUGGAUUUUAUGUGUUUUGAAAGAUAGUUGGCUCCAAAUGUGAAGCCGUUAAGGCCUAAUUAGCCUGUUGAAAAUAAAGAAAGAAUAUUUAA
Messenger RNA from Rana temporaria (common frog), 1901 nucleotides. Its product is annotated as forkhead box protein J1.2-like. Gene Ontology annotation, molecular function: sequence-specific DNA binding; DNA-binding transcription factor activity. Lineage: Eukaryota; Metazoa; Chordata; Amphibia; Anura; Ranidae. Gene Ontology annotation, biological process: regulation of DNA-templated transcription. The record is from RefSeq and is a predicted model, not a curated record. The transcript is spliced from 3 exons. The coding region runs from base 161 to 1270 and encodes 369 amino acids.